Closterium sp. NIES-67 is the source of this 15315-nucleotide messenger RNA. The record is from the annotation of a GenBank genome assembly. Lineage: Eukaryota; Viridiplantae; Streptophyta; Zygnematophyceae; Desmidiales; Closteriaceae.
UUCUAGUUCCUAACUUAUGUAGAUAAGCCAGCAUAGCUGCAAUGGAAGACGAGGUGCCUUCUGAAUCAUGGACAUUGCAGGGCGGAGAUAAAGCAUUAAUCGCUGCUAAAAAUCGCGCUGCAACGCGUCGUCCUGCUUCCUCCCCUAACCCCAAUAUCAGCAACUCAAACCAGCCCGUGACUGCUUUCUCGUCUGACCCUGAUGGCUAUUCAAAGCUCAUGUUUCCACUCUCACCUGAACGUGAUAGUAACUUAAAGUCCAGAGAAGGUCGUUUGAUUUCGCCGUCUCGUCGCAAGUCUGUCGCACAGCCUGCGUCGGGACGAAGUCGCACGAGGGAGAGCAGCAGCGGUAGCAAUGACGUAGUAAUGAUCGAUUCAAACGCGAAAAAGCGUGCGACUUAUCAGCGAAUUACUGACCGGAAUAGCAUGGCCGAUGGAACGCUGCCAGCGGGAAUUCAUGAUAGGGAUACUGUUGACGACACGAGUCAGCGUCGCAGCCAGCGAAACGGACAGGUAGCUGACCGAGCAACGGAGAGUAUUCAUUUCCCAGCGGAAGGUGCUCCAAAGGGGGUGACGGGAUCUAGUCAUAUUCAGAGCUCGAGCGGUCGAAUUGGGGACAACUCCGGAAAGGUAAGUGGUUCUAGAAUGGCUCACAGCCGGACUCGUAGCGUCGACUUAAGCGUUGUUCUGUGCAGGCCUAUAACGGAGAUAGAAGUGGUGGAGCGCUGGGGCGGAACCUCACUGAAUCGAGCCUUAUCCGGUGCAGCACGGUCAGACGGAUUAGGCGGAGCUCUCACGACCGUCGAUGCAGCCCCGAUGGACGGGCACGACUCGUCACGUUCCGCAGCGGAUCAAUGGCGGAAGAACCCUAGCGCGUGGAUGGAGUUUAAGAGGGGGGAAUUUAGUCGAAGUGCUUCUAAGGAAACUGACUCUAGUGAAGGCGUGUCCUGGGCUGGCGACGGUGAGACGGUCGCUCCUGUAGCGAGACGUGCUAGCGUCAACUCACGUUCUGAUCCAUCGGCGUCAAACCCUAACAUCCACCGGCGCACGAAAUCGUUUCAUCAUCAACCCAUCGUCAAGCCCAUAGCUGAUCUCUCACCCGCAACUUCAUCCACACCUUCAGGCGCCUACCCUCCUCCCGCGUCUCUCUUUGCCCGCUCCAGCACCACUACCACCACGCACUCCAGGGACUACUCUGAGUCGACUCAACUCACACCGACAGGCGUCUACCCUCCUCCCACGUCUCUCUUUGCCCGCUCUAGCACCACUACUGCGCACUCCAAGGUCUCGCUCCCCUCUCCCAGACCCCCGCUUCCUUCCCACACGCCCAGAGAGUCGGCUCUCUCACCGUUUUCUAGGUUUAACCGCUCGGAAUCCGCGAAAGUAGCUGCUGGUGGUAGUGCGGGUGCUGGUGCUGCUACUGCUGCUGCUGGUGCCUCAACUCGCGCUAGUGGUGGCGCUGGUGCUGCUCGCAUGCAAUCGUUGGGGCAGCAGCAGCACCUAGAGCUUCGGCAGCAGCAGCAACAGCAGCAGCGGCAGCAGCCGCUUCAGUGCAGUUCUCUUGAGUCUGGGAGUGAGAGCGAGAGCAGUCGGUCAGUUAGAAGUUCCCUCCACACGCGCAGUCAGAGCAGCACGCACGUCUCGAGCCAAAGCCUGACUGACGGAACAAGACAGCCGCAGCAACAGCUGACAGAGCAGCAGCAGCGGCAGCAGCAGCGUCCGGGCCGGCAGCAGCAUGGGUUUGAGAGUCAGAGCGAGAGCAGUCGGCCAGUAAAGAGUGGAGCUCACAGGCGCAGUCAGAGCAGUGCGCAUGUUGUCAGGCGUCACUUGGAUGAGUCACAAGGUCAGCAGCAGCAGCAGCAGCAGCAGCAUUUUGGGCAGCAGCAGCAGCAACAGCAGCAUGGGUCUGGGAAUGAGACCGAGAACGCCCAGUCAGUAGUGAGUGCAAGGCACAGCCGCAGUCAGAGCAGCGCACUCGUCUCCAGAGGCUACUUGGAUCAGUCACUAGGUUAUCGACAUCAGCAACAGCAGCAGCAGCAGCAUCCGGGACGACAUCAGCUACAGCAGCAUGGGUCCGAGACUGAGAGCAAGAGCAGUCAGUCGGUAAAGAGUGGCAGCCACAGGCGCAGUCAGAGCAGCGCACUUGACCCCAGAGGCUACGUGGACCAGCCACUAGGCCAGCCGCAUCAGCAAAAGCUGCAGCAUUUGGAGUGGAAAUCGCCGCCGCCGCCGCCGCAGCAGCAGCAGGAGCAGCAGCAGGAGCAGCAGCAGCAUGCGGGACGACGGCAACUACAGCGGCAUGGGUCUGAGAGCGGGAGUGGUCAGUUGGAAAAAGGUGCAAGCCACAGGCGCAGUCAGAGCAGUGUGCGUGCCUUCAGCCGAUGCUCGUCUUCCCCAGUCGGGCAGCUGCAUGACCAGCAUCCCUGGCAGCGACCGCAGCUGCAGGAUCAGCAGCAGCAGCAGCAGCAGCAGCAGCAGCAUCAGUGGCGGCAGCAGCAGUGGCACGCGGAUGCAGGUGGUUUGAGAGGGCGGCACCGCGCCUCUCAGUCCCUGCAGCUUUCCCUCGAUGAUCCAGCAGCAGCGAGCAGGUGGGGGGUUGAGGAACAGGCGCAGGAGCUGCAGGCACGACAGGCAGGACAAUUGGCACAACUGCCGGGAGCAGGAUUGACACAACUGCCGGGAGAACGAUUGACACAACUGCCGGGAGAACGAUUGACACAACUGCCGGGAGCAGCAUUGACACAACUGCCGGGAGAACGAUGGCCAGCUGACGUAACAGAUGGGUGGGAGGGAUCAGUUGGAGGCGCUAAUUUGAGCAGUGGAUCUCCUGAGGCUGCUUUUCUGAGAAGGCACGAGGCAGGAGACGAGGGGUCAAGCGCAGCAUCCGGAGCAGACAGAGCAUGGGGGGAAAAGCGGAUUAGGACGGCUAGAAUGAGCAUUGACCAUCUCCCAAGCCCGCUGUCUCGAGUUGGGCCUAGAUCACAACAGGGGGUUUGUUCAAGGGCUGAGCGCUUGACUGACAGACUGCUGACUGACUCUGAUGACGUCUUGACGGAUUCUGACGUAGGUUUAGAUGGCACUGCCGGGCUGAUGACAGCUGACGUGGCAGUACAUGUUGGACAUGUGGUAGGGGCCCGGAGUUUUGAUGGGCCAGGGGGAUGGGGAGGAGAAGGAUUGAGAAUACCGGCAGCAGAGCAAGCAGGGGAGAGUGAGAGGGACCUUCUCUCUCCCAGCGAUGAUGCAGCUCCUAUUGCUACGCCUGUGUAUGGCCCCAUGGUUCCGGGGCAGUGGGAGGAGAGAAGCAGGGAAGCAGAGGAAGAAUCGGAGCACCGGCAGGAGGGGGACGUUGAGAUGGACGGUGGGUUUGAGAUGGCGGACGGAGUAGAGAAGGAUGCAUUACACGAGGAGCAGUGGUUCGGAGGUGGCGGGGAUGCUGGUUUGGGGGCCAUUGAAUCGCGGUUGGGAGGAGCUGAUGAUGAUGAUGAUGGCGAAGGGAGUGACAGUGGGGAGAGUUGCGUCGUAAUGGCUGAUGUGGUGGAAGUGGAGGACGAGGAGGAAGAGGAAGAGGAGGCGGGGGAGGAGGAGGCUAAGGAUGCAGAGGAGGAGAUUUUAGUGGGGCCAGAGCACUGGGAUGGGGAGGUGGAGACAGAGGAGGAUGAGGAGGAGGAAGAGGAGGAGGAGGAGGAAGAGGAGGAGGAGGAGGAGGAGGAAGAGGAGGAAGAGGAGGAAAGGGAAGUGGUUGAGGAAGUGGUGGGGGUGGAGGUAGGUGGUAGAGAGGGCGUAUGUGGUAGAGAGGGGGUAUUUGAGGAUGGCGACCCUCCUGGUACUUCAUCACUGCAUGCUGGCAGAAAGGCAGUGGAGGUAGCGGCAGACGUAGAGGAACCCCAAACGGACAGCAUGGGGGAUGGGGGGAGGGGGGAGAAUCAGAGCACGAGCAAGAGCAGCAGCUGGAGGAGCAAGAGCAGCGGGGGUUUGUUUCAGGGUUUGAGGAGCAGAAGCAAGCUGUUUCUUGGAGGCAAGGCUGGUGCGCAUGGGGGAACGGACAGCCAGCAGCCGGGAGGAGCAGGAGAAGCAGAGAGGCCAGAGGACCAUACUGCAGCAGAUGCUACCAGUGAAGGGGCCGCUGCCAUAACCAGCACCGGCACCAGCAGCAGCAGCACCAGGAGCAUUUCUGGGCUCAGAGUGAGGUCUUUUGCUGCUGUCAAGGGAGCAAGGGGGGGGAUCUCGUCAGCAGCUGCCAAAGCAGCGGCUGGGAUCAGCUCAGGCGCGCGCAACGUUGCUGCAGUUACCAGCAUUCCUGGCGCUGCUGCUAGGAACGUGGCUGCUGCAGCAGGGGAGGCGGGGCAGGGGGCGAAGAACUUUGCUGCUGUGGCCGCAGGGGGGGUGGCAACAGGUGCGCUGACUGUUGCUGGCGGGAUUAAGGGAGGGGCAAAGAACGUUGCUGGAGGCAUAAAGGGCGGGGCGAGGAAUGUUGCUGGGGGUAUUAAGGGAGGAGUGAAGACUGUUACUGGUGGUGUGAAAAGUGUUGCUGGAGGGGUGAAAGAUGGGGCGUUGACGGUAGCAGGAGGGGUGAGAGGAGGAGUGUUUACGGUAGCUGGAGGAGUGAGGGAAGGGGCCAUGACUGUUGCUGGAGGGUUGAGAGAAGUGGCUGCUGAAAUCAAGCAUCGAGCAGACGAGGCGGUGGCUGAGGUGGCUGCAGGCACUACCAAGCUGCAAAGGGUGCAUAGCGUUGAGGAAAACGAGGAGUAUGGCGGUCAGGAGGAGGAAGGGUUACGGAGUAACAGCUUGAGUAAGAGCAAGAGCACGGAUGCAGCCACUAGCGUGAUCCGACCCAGCCCGAGUUUCCUUAAGAGCAGCACCGUUACUAGGAGUAAGACCCACGACAGCAGCACCAUCAGGGCCCCAGCUCACAGCAGCCGAAGCAGCAGUGUCAGCAGCAGUCCGGUUCUCCCAGCGAGCCUCGGUAGGAGUAGGAGCAGCGGGAAGGAGCGAGACACGCCCCGCACCUUCACAGAAGGUUCCUUCGAUGCGGAGUCUUUCCUGGAAGGUUCGUUCGGCGCGGACUCGCUCCCGAGGUGCUCUUUCGAUGCAGCCUCUUUUCACUCCAGCCCGGCCCAUACAGACUUGUUUAACCCUGAUUUUUUCAGUGUAGAUUUCUCAGGUGAUCUUGGUAAUAGCGGGUCUCUCAAUAGAGGGGAUUCCAGGAGGGCAGCCUCACUCCCUCGUAAGGAGUCCAGAGGCAACCUGCUGGUGAGAGGGAGCGCUGCUCUGGUGGCUAGGAGUGCAACCACGGCUUCGCUUAUGGCCAGAGCUGAUUCAACAGCUGUUGCGAUGACACGAAGCGACACAACGGCUGUUACUGCGGUGAGACGAAGUGACACAACCGCGGCUACCACCAUGACACGAAGAGACUCCUCUGCCACUGGCGCGUCGUUUCCCAGCAGCAGCAGCGUUAUGGGGGGAGGCCUCUUGGGAAACUUAGGCGCCCGUCACGCUCCCAAGGGGCGUUCUGCCAGACUAUCAGGGGAAUUUACCCAUUCCAGUUUUGACGAGAUGUUUCCCAGUCCCGACAGCGCUCCUCUGUCCCCUGAGGAUGCCCUCUUAGCUCUCUGGGAGGUGGAGGGGGAGGAAGGGGGAGACGGAGGGGAGAACGGUAAGGGGAGGAUGAAAGGCCCUCACUCGCGCCGUCUGAAUGCUUCGGGUCUUGCUAUAGCCGGGGCUGCUGCCGAAGCUGCGGCUGGGAUCACGUCCGGGGCCCGGACCGUUGCCGCAGCUGCGGCAGGGGUUCGGUCCGGAGCUAAGAAUGUAGCCUCGGCGGCAGCUGGAGGAGCUAAGAAUGUAGCUUCGGCAGCAGCAGGGGGGGCAAAGAGUGUGGCUACUGCUGCAGCGGGGGGGAUAGCAUCGGGAGCAAUGAAUGUGGCAGGAGGGAUCAAGGGAGGGGCGAGGAACGUUGCUACAGCGGCAGCAGCCGCAGCAUCGGGGAUAGGGUCUAGGGUAGAGAAUAUGGCUAGAGGGCCGGGGGGGUCGAGUCUGAGUGGCAGUAUGGCAUUGCUGGGUGGGAAUGUGGGGAACUGCUGCAAGCAGGCGCCGAGGACAGAGACGUUUGGGCACAAUGCGUCUUUUGUUGAGAGGUACGUGGCAGGGAUGGAGGGGAAUGAGGGGAUGGAGGGGAAUGAGGGGAUGGAGGGGAAUGAGGGGAUGGAGUGGAAUGAGGAGGCGGGGAGUGGAUGGGAGGCGAGGGGAGAGGUGGAGGGAGGAGAAAAUGGUGAGGGAAGAUGUGAAGGGGUGGGAGAAGAGGUGGAAGAGGAGGAGGAGAAGGAGGAGGAGGAGGAGGGUGGGCUGGAGCGAGAGGGUGAGAUGGGGUAUGAGACGAAGGAGAAGGGGGAGGAAGGGGCGCUUGGGGAAGUGGAAGGGGAGGAGGUGGGGGUGGAAGGGGGGGAGAUGGUAAGUGUGGCGGACAUUGUGUUUGGGAAGGACGACCCGCGCUAUGUGACGAGUUUGGGUGUGACUGUGACUGAUACCCUUGCAAGCACAGACACGGGGUUGGUUCUCUGGGCAGUAUCCAGCAGUGCUGUGGCAGCAGCCUUUUCUAGCAGCAGCAUGGGAGGGGAUGCUCCUGCUGCGGGUAAUGCAGCAGUGCCGCAUGCAGUCAGCAGCAGCAGUGUUGCGGUAACCAGCAGUUUUGCAGUAACCAGCACUUUCGCUGAAACCAGCAGAGCAACGCUGACCCCAUACAGCAGCCGGGAAGCUAUGGCUGCCCCAGUGGGUGCUGUUCGCAGCAAGCAGGGCAGGCGGGCAGUGGCGGCUUACCAGGUGCCGCUAUCCAAGCGCAUCAGAACAAUGUUAGGUCGACACCAUCAGGUGGGGGCAGAUGAAGGCAUGGGAGUGGGAGUGGGUGAUGAGGGCACGAGCACAGGGUUGGAUGAGGGCACAGCGGCGGGAGUGGGUGAGGGCGUGAUGCUGCGUGUGUCUAAGUCCCUAGGGGACGAGGGACAGCAGCAGCAGCAGCAGCAGCAGCAGCAGCAGCAGCGGGUGAUGCUAAGGGCCAAGUCCGAGGGUAGGGGUGUUGCCUCGUCUUUAUCCUCCUCAUUGCUUGCUUCGGUUGAGCGCUCCGCAUCCGAUUUCGUGUCCAGCAGUUCUGUUUCAAACGGUCGCCUGGGUUCGAGGAAGCGGCUGCAUGAAGUGUUUCUGGAGCAGCAGCAGCUGGAGAAGCAGCAGCUGGAGCAGCAGCAGCAAAAGGAGCAAAGGGGUGGUGGCCUUGAGGUGUUGGGGCGUGGGGGUGAAGGUGAAACAUCAGCAGCAGCAAACCGGCAUUUCGAGGAAGACCAGCAGCAGCAAAGGCGGCUCCGGAGUCGUGGCUUGGGCCGGACAGCAGUGCACCCUAGGCAUUGCAUGUCAGCUGGAUCCGUCCCUUCUCUUCAUGCUGCCGCAGAUACUGCUUUACUUGUUGGUGGAGAUGCUUUCUCAGGUGCUUUCUCAGGUGCUUCAGCAUCCUCUGGCAGCUCUCUAAUCCCCCACCGCUUUCUCUUUCAAGAGCCUCCAGCCACCAGCAUUCGCCGCGUUACCAGCAGCAACAGCAGGAGCAACAGCCGCAGGAACAGCAAUCCUCCAGGCCACACUGGCAGCCCUUGUUGGCUGCAUAAGAGCAGCCCUAAUAGGCUCCGUAAAAGCAGCAGCAGCAACGGAAAUAGCAGCAGCCAGUUUCAACAGGAUAGCGCCCAGCUCAUGGCUGCAAGUGAUGCUGCUGCUAAUAAUGCUGCUGCUGCUAUUGAUGCUGCUGCUAAUGGUGCUCCCGGUGCUAUUAUUGUUGCUGACGGUGCUGCUGCUUCUGCUGCUGCGGAUGGCGUUGCUGCUGGAUCUACCAGUGCACCAACGUCUCCCCUGCUCGAAGCAUCGCCCCGCCUCAGUCGCUCCAAGUCCUCUGGGGCUGCAUUCGAAGCUGCCACAUCCGGCGAUGAUUCUCCAGCACAGCAGCAGCCAGUAGAAAACAUGCAAUCACAGCAGCAGCAGGGGCAGCAGCAGGGGCAACAGAAGCACAGAUUGCAGAAGCUCAGCUCUCGUUCGCAGCGUGACUUAGUUCCGUCCUCCUCCUCAGGGGUAUCACUUCAGCCGUCCUCCUCCCUCUCCUCCUCUUCCCACGCUGCUCCCCCCUCCGCCCAGCACCGUGCUGUUGACCUGACCUCCUCCUAUCCCCAGUUUAAGCGGGAAAUUGCCAGAAUCCGCUGCCUGGCGUCUCUUAAACCCUCUACCUCCGGAGCGUGGCAGGAAUGGGCGGAGAGAGUGAGAGGAAAGGCAUCCCUGCAGGACAAGGAGCAGAUGCAGCAGGGGAGGGAGGAGCAGCAGCAGCAGCAGCAGCAGCAAGUGCAACCAGGGCUUAACGGCAGCGCGAGUGCUCAUGUAACUCUGAACAGAGGGCGUUCAGAGCUCUUCUCUGAUCACUCAUCACCAGCUAUUCCCUCAGAUGGCAUCCCCAUGGGCCAACUGAGGCGCAGCAGCAGCAGCAGGCACGUUCGCCAUUCUCACUCCCAUACCACACGUGCUGGUUUUAAGUCCCCCUCCUCUUCUCAUCUCUCCUCUGCAACAGUCUCCGCACCACCCGCAGGCUCCAACCCUCGUCUCCCCUCUCAGUUGCUCCCUCCUCUGCUCCGGUUCCUCUUUGAACCUGGGCCCCCUCCGAACCCCUCACUGCCUGCCCGUGCUGACCUGCUUAGGGCCAAGGCUACAGGGUUGUCGUGGGUUGAGCGGAGGGAGCUGUCUAUUAGAGGGCUGAUUCUGAGGCCAGAGGAGGAGGAGAAAGUUGCAGAGGAGGAUCAGAAGGGUGGGGAACACGGGGAGGGCAAGGGAGGGAGGAGUGGAAGGGAAGAGGAUGUAGUGGGAAGGGGGGGUCCGUUGGGUGAGAUGGGUGAAUGUGUAGAAGAAGGAAGGGGAGAGGAAGAGGGAAGGGGAGGGGGAGAGCGAGAGGAGAGGGGAGAGGGAGAGAGUGAGCGGAGUAGGCUGGUGCGGGAACAGUUGAUGCUGCAGCUUGCAGUGCAGGAGAGGGAGGAAGAGGUAAGGAGGCAGAUGCUCUUAGAGAAGCAGGGAGGAGAGGUGCAGAGGGCUUGUGAUUGGGGGGAGGUAGAUGGGCGAGAUGGAGAAGAGAAUGAGAUGAAGGGUCCUGCUGCUGUGGGGCUGAGUUCAGAUUCUGUUGAGUCUCCUGUUGGUAGUUAUGCUGCUGCUGGUGAUGCUGCCGCCACUGCUGCUGUUGCUGCUGCUGCUGCUGCUGCUAGCGCAAGUGAUGCUGUGGGUUCUAGGGCUGCUGCUACCCCAGCCACCACUGCUGCUCCCAGAUUGCGAUCGCUUUCUCGGCUAUAUGCCACCCGCCGCCGCCCGUCUCAAGAUGGCAGUUUCGGCAGCAAGCGGAGUGUGGGAAGCACCCACCACAGUGAGAGAAGUAUAGGAGAGGAGGAGGGUGGGGAUGGGGAGGAGGAGGAGAGGGAGGGCAGAGCAGAGAGAGAUGAGAGUGAUAAGGCAAGUGACCAGAGUGGGAUGGAGAGUGAGAAAGAGGAGGAUGAGGAGGAGGAUGGGGAGGAGGAUGGGGAGGAGGAGGGAGAAAAGGAGGUGGAGGGUUUAACAGCAAGGGAAGAGGCAAUGAUGUUGCUCUGGGUGCUGCCUGGUACAGGGAGCGAGGAGGAGGAGGAGAGGAGGAAGUUGAAAAUACGGCAAGCACUGGCAGCAGCAGCAGGAGGAAUCGCCACGGGGGCUUUAACUGUGGCGGGGGGGAUCAAGGGAGGGGCAACAGCCGGGAUGAGGAACGUGGCGACAGCUGCAGCAGGGGGGAUUGGAGGGAUAAGGGGAGGGGCGAGGAAUGUAGCGUCAGCAGCAGCAGCAGCAGCGUCAGGGAUAAGGUCACACAGCAUGGCUCUUCCACGAGGUGUGACUAUGGGCGCUGGUGAUCAUAACGGGGUUAGGGAAGGUGAAGGAGGAGGAGGAAGAGCGAGAGGAGGAAUAGGAGGAGAGGUAGUUGGAGAGGGAAGAGGAGAGGGAGGAGGGAAUGUGUUUAAGCAGACCCUGGGGAGGGUGAAGGGGACAGUCAUGGGGCUGAGCAGCAGGGGUAUCCCGAGAAUGGAAACCUUCAGGGCAACUAGCCCCAAAUCUCCCAGGGUUUUCCACAAUCCGCCCAGCAUUUUCCGGCAGAAAUCUGCAGGUGCUGCUGAAGAGGCCGUACUCGUUACAAGGGGCCGCGUUACAAAAGGCAGUGAGGGGACGAGGGUGGCCCGAAGUAAGAGUGCAGACCAGAGGGGUGUGAGAGGCGAGGUGGCAACUGGCUCUGAGGCGCUUCAAAAUCUCGGGAGGUCUCACUCGGGGGAGGUGGUGCUUGGCGCUGCUGGCCUCCCGAAGCUUAUGCGGGAAUACGAUGCCGAUGGUGAUGAUGACUAUAGCGAGGAUGAGGAUGAGAGUGACGUUAAUGAGGGUGAUGUUAACGAGAAUGGCAAUGACGAGGAUGUGGGUCGGGGCAGCAGUGAUGCGCUCUGGUGGGGUGGCUACGAGGAGGAGGAGGAGGAGGAGGAGCUGAUUCUUGAUGAUGCAUGUGAAGAUUCAGGUGAAACUUCAGGUGAGUCCUCGCGUAAUCCGCUUGUCUUUCGGGCUACACGAGAAGGGGAAGAGGAAGGUUCGGGGAGAGGCUUGGAAGAGGGAGGUUCGGGGGAAGGUUCGGCGAGAGCAUUGGGUCCAUGGGGUGCUCUGAAGAAGCUCAGCAGCAGGAGGAGAGAUGGAGGGUCGAGAUCUUCUUUCGGCUCCGAUCUAGCGUCCGUCAAUGAAGAGGAGUUGGAGGAGGGAGGGGAGGUGAGUGAGGAGGAGAGAGAGGUGAGUGCGGGGGAGAGGGAGGUGAGGGAGGAGGGGAGAGAGGCGAGGGAGGAGGGGAGAGAGGCGAGGGAGGAGGGGAGAGAGGCGAGGGAGGAGGGGAGAGAGGCGAGGGAGGAGGGGAGAGAGGCGAGGGAGGAGGGGAGAGAGGCGAGGGAGGAGGGGAGAGAGGCGAGGGAGGAGGGGAGAGAGGCGAGGGAGGAGGGGAGAGAGGCGAGGGAGGAGGGGAGAGAGGUGAGCAAGGAGGGGAGAGAGGCGAGUGAGGGGAGGAGAGAGGAAAAUGAGGGGGGGAGAGAGGUGGGGGAACGAGGAGAGGUAGAGGAGAGAACAGGGAUGAAAGGAGGGGAGAUGGAAGCAACUAAGAGUGACGGGGAGGUGGGGCGGAGAGAGACAGAGGAGGGAGGGAGAGAUAAAGAGGAGGGGGGGGGAGAGACGGAGGAGGGGAGAGAGACGGAGGAGGGGAGGAGAGACACAGAGGAAGGGGGGAGAGAGACAGAGGAGGGGGGGAAGUGCUUUUGGGAAUCUGAAAGGUUGCAGGAAGGAGAGUCAGAGAAGGGUGGGAAGGUGGAGGAGAGAGGGGUGGAUGGGAGAAGAGGGAUGGAGGAGGGGAAGCAGUUGGAAGAGGGUGGGGAGACUGUGGGGGAAGUUGCACUAGUAAAAGCAGUUGGGGGAGCAGCAACCAUGCCGGAAGCAGCAGAAGCAGCAGGGGCAGAAGCAGCAGGAGCAGAAGCAAGAGAAACAGAUGCGGCAGACACAGCAGAAGCAGCAGAAGCAGAAGAAACAGCAGAAGCAGCAGAAGGUGGAAAGGUGGAGGAGGAGAAGGGGGUUGAUGGGAGGAGAGGGAUGGAGGAUGGAAAGGAGAGGGAAGAGGGUGAGGAGGCUGAGGAGGAAAGUGUUAGGGAGGGGGAGGAGUUGGAGGGGCCUGGGGAGAGUAGAGGGGAGGAGGAGAGAGAGGGUGAGGAGAGGGAGGUUGGGAAAGAGGGGAAGGAGGGAGGAGGGGAGGAGAGGAGAGAAGGGAUGGUGGGGAUCGAUUACAGUGCUCAUUCCAGUCUAUUUGCAGCUCCAGCGGUGGCUGAAGCAGCAGUGGUAGCAGUUGGAGGAGCAGCAGCAAUGGCAGAAGCAUCAGGAGCAGCAGAAACAGCAGAAGAAACAGAAGAGGCAGAAGCAGCGGAAGAAGAAGAAAGAGCAGAAGGAGCAGAACGAGCAGGAGUAACAGAAGCUGUUGGGGAAAUCGCAGUAGUGGCGGAAACAGCCGAAACUACAGGAGAAGCAGACGCAGUUGGGGAAGCAGGCGGAGUUGCAGCAGCAGAGGAGGUUGAGGAGGAAGCAGCAGCAGUAGCCGAAAUAGGGAUUAUUGAAUCAUCGUUCUUAGUUGUACCAACUGCUGCUGUGACUGCCCCAGAUGUACCUGACCCAGAUGUAUCAGCUGCACCUGCUUCGGAUGCACCUGCUUCAGAUGCACCCGCUUCGGAUGCACCUGCUUUGAAUGCAUCUGCUUCAGAUGCACCUGCUCCAGAUGCACCUGCUUCGAAUGUACCUGCUUCGAAUGUACCUGCUUCGGAUGCACCUGCUUCGGAUGCAUCUUGUUUGGAUGCACCUGCGUUGGAUGCACCUGCUUCAGAUGCACCUGCUCCAGAUGCACCUGCUUCAGAUGCACCUGCUUCGGAUGUACCUGCUUCGUCGGAUGCACCUGCUUUGGAUGCAUCUUCUUUGGAUGCACCUGCACUGGAUGCACCUGCUCCAGUUGUUCCUGCUUCGGAUGCACCUGCUUCGGAUGCACCUGCUUCAGAUGCACCUGCCACGACAAAAUGCCGAAUUGGGUCGGCGGUUGCAGCAGCAGUGGCGGCAGGGGAUGUGGUGAUAAGUGAGGGCGCAGUAGGGGCAGCAGAUUUAGCAGGAGAGGCAGAGCAGCCAGUGCUGGAGCGAACACACGAGCUGUCUGGCAGGAGAGGAUCAGACGCAGCCACAGGAUCAGGGGAAACUAAGGACGGGACUUUGCAGGAAGGUGCUGGGGAGCAGAGGAGUGUGGAAGAUGGGAGUGUGGAGGGAGGGAGUGUGGAAGAAGGGAGUGUAGGCAAGGGGGGUGUGGAGGAAGGGAGUGUGGGCAAAGGGAGUGUGGAGGAAUGGAGUGUGGGCAAAGGGGGUGUGGAGGAGAGUGGCGGCGUUGCAGGGAAGAGGGUGAAGGCCAAGGGGAAGAAAGGCGAGAAGAAGGCGCUGCUUAAGGCUCCUUCCAGGAAGAUUCACCGGCAGGAGUCAAGAGAUGGGGAGGACGCUCCUGAUUCUGAUGCAGGGGUAAAGGGAAGGAAGGGCCACACCCACAGGAAAGCGCACAAGAGUCAGGGUAAAGAGGCACAUCACACUCACCAGCAGGAGCAGCGGCAGCAAGGGAAGGGACAGGAUCAGCAGGAGCAGCAGCAGCAGCAGCAGGAGCAGCAGCAGCAGCAGCAGCAAGAGGUGCAGCUGCUACCAAACGUGACAAUUCGUCACUCGCUGCCGACAGGAGAGCUGGUAGCAACGCCCCAGCACCUCUCCAUCCCUGCUGCGCCCUUGUCCCCCACCAGCGCCACCAGCACGCCUCACAGCAACGCCUCCUCGCCCGCCUCCCCUGCUGGUUCCUUCAGCUUCGCCCUGCUGUCCCCUGUGACCCCUAAGAAGCCCCUCAAACAAGGAACCGCUGCUGCUGCUGCUGCUGCUGCUGCUAGUGCGGGCACUGCUGCUGGUGUUAGCGUUUCCGGUGAUACUAUUGGUGGCCCGGGUGCUGGUGGUGUGAGUAAUGAUGCCAUCGCUGCUGCAGGGAAGAAGGCAGGGAAGGGGAAGAAGAAAGCCGUUCAUCUACCGGCUAUUGGCGAGGCGGAAGGCAGUGACAGUGAAGUGAAGGAGGGGCAAAAGAAGCGGAGUACCAAGAAGCACUUGCACAGGGGAGCGUCAGUGGCAUCAGCUGCAUCGGCAGACUCCCGGGCAUCUGUAGCAUCUGUAGCAUCGGUAGCAUCGGUAGCAUCGGUAGCAUCAGCAGCGUCGGUAUUUUCAGCAGCAUCGGCAGCAUCACUCGCGUCUGCAGAGUCAGGAGAAUCAAGUGCAAGUACAAUCUCGUCUGGUAGAGCCAGAAAGUCACCCGGUAACAAGUCACCAGUUACCCUCACUGGCGCUGGCAGCACCAAGCCCCACCACAGAGCCCCUGUGCCCAAGUCCCAGUCCGUGUCUCCCACACCCCGCUCACUACACAGCUCCCCUUCUGAGGCGCCUAAAGAAUCGCCCUCUGUAGAUAGUUGUGCUGCUGGAAUUGGAGCGUCAUCAGGUGGACGCCCACCUGUGGCCGAACCCACUGUCAAGCUUCAAGCGUCGCCCAGCAGCAAACGACGGUCCGUGGACGAUUCUAGCGGUACUCGGAGCCCCCCCGUGCGAAGGAUGAUCCCCCAGAGCGUGAGCGCCUCGCAUGCGUUUGUUGUUGAGAGCAGCAGCAACAGCGGCAGGAGCGUCUCACCUGUGGGCUUCCAAAAUCCGCCGGGGCGGGGGCAUGCUGAUGCGCCUCGGCUCCCGCCUGUGCCUGGUCCUACUCACAGUCCAAGGAGAAGGCCGUCUGUGGAUGACCCUACUGGCAGGCCAGGAUCCCCAGUGGCCCCAGUGGCUCCAUUCUCCCCCUCAGGCCGACGGCUCUCAUUUGAUGACUCAAGUGGCACUCGGAGCCCCCCCGUGCGAAGGAUGAUUCCGCAGAGCAUGAGCGCCUCGCAUGCGUUCGCUGUUGCCAGCAGCAGUGCCUCACCUGUUUCAGUUAGUGGCUCUCCGACGGGCAACAGAAGGUAUGCAGAUUACUCUAGUGGCACUCGGAGCCCCCCCGUGCGGAUGCGAAUCCCCCAGAGCAUGAGCGCGUCGCAUGCUGCUGCGCAGGAGGAGGGGCGGAGGGAGGAGGAGGAAGAGGAGUGGGGGGGUGGUGCAGGGAAUGGCGAAGGGAGGGGUGAAGGGGAGAAGGGGGCUGUUGUAUCGAGCAAGAAGAAGGGUGGUGUGUUGAGCAAGGGCGGUGUGUCGAGCAAGGGUGGUGUGUCGAGAAAGGGCGGCAUUGGGAAGAUAUUGAAGGGGCUGGAUUCGUCGAUGGGGAAGCUGCUGAAAGCCGCUGGUGGGAAGAAGAGUAAGGCUCACCACACUGUCGCUGCUGCUGCUGAUGCGGAUGCCAGUGCUGCUGCUGCUUCUGGCAAUGGUUUUGCUGCUACUGCUGUAGAGGCUGCUGCUGAAGCGGGCGAUUUGCCUGCAGAGGAGAGGGUAGCAGCGAAGGUGAAACGAACGAUGAGCAAGAAGGGUAAGGAGGGGAGGAAGGGGGAGGAGGGAGAGAUGGACGGUAAGGGGGGUGUGGCAACAGGGAGCAGCGAAGCGGCAAAGGAGGAGGGGGGAAGAAGAGGAUGAGUCGGAUGAUGAGUGAGGUAAAGGCAGAAGGGAAGGACGAGGGCGUGGAGGGAGGCGAGUGGAAGGCGAGCCGAACGCUUAG